Molecule: messenger RNA, 2442 nt
Organism: Lycium ferocissimum
Lineage: Eukaryota; Viridiplantae; Streptophyta; Magnoliopsida; Solanales; Solanaceae
Exons: 1
Coding region: 745-2130 (461 amino acids)
Source: RefSeq, a predicted model, not a curated record
UGUUUGGUUGUCAAGGUGACUUGUCUAAUUUCUCAAUUUUUUUUACCCCUUUCCAUCAAUUGGUUGUAAAGUAGAGUUAAUUCUGGCCAUGUGAGUUUUCCAAAGUUUAACCGGUUCCAAGUCCAAUUAAAAGAAAAAUGUUAAGCACCCACAUUGACCAACAACUUAGCGGUGAUUAAAAAGUGAAAAUUUAUCUUAGAAACUUGAUAUAAAUUUUAUACUCCUACUAAUUUAAGCUGCCCAGACUUUUUUGAGACCUUCUUAUUCUUUUUGUCCUAUUGAUUGAUUUUGCGAAAAAAAGGAUGACGUGUCAAAUCUUUGCUUGCAUGCAAGGCUUUCUCCUCUAUUAGUCCAAUAGGAUAUAAAGACUUAAAAAUCACCAAAAGGCAAAAGCACUAAUACCACCAAGAAUUCAAGAUUUUCAAGAACUCUGUUUCUGCUCACUCUCUAAUUGGUUGGUUUCUGAAUAUAUAUAAACUCCCAAAAAAAAAACCGUAACAACCCAUUUUCUCCAUUUAGUUAGAGUUGAACUUAGUUUGUUUUAUUCUUUCGGCAAAUGGAGAAGCGGACUUAAAAGGGUUUCCUUUAGUCCUAUAUAUAGUGAGCAUCUGAGUUUUACUUCUGAAUACACAAUUCCCAUUACUGAUUUCUUGAAUUCUUUGAGCUUUCCCUUUUAGUCCGCCAUUAUUCUUUCAACAUUUCUUACUGAUCUUUCCUCUUCAAGAUUCUUUUUACGAACCCCAAAUGGAAGAAACACAAGAACAAAAGUAUAUGUGCAAGUUUUGUGAUAAGAGUUGCAAUAGUAGCAGGUCAUUGGGAGGUCACAUGCGUGGUCAUUUAGCUUUGAUUUCAGCUGCAAAGAAGCAGAAAGAUAGCAAAAUGGGUUCUGAAGAAGAAGAAGAAGUUGCAAAUCAUACCCUUGAAGAUUUCAGCAUUUCAGAUGGUAGCAUGAGUCAAGAAAAGGACAAUGAUAUCAACAUUAAUGAUGGUGAAGAUGUUGACUCAAUUGGUUAUGGUUUAAGAGAAAAUCCAAGAAAAUCUUGGAGGGUUUCUGAUUUAAAGCGUUGGUCUUUGAAAACGACAAAUCUCUGUAAAGAAUGUGGUAAAGAAUUUCCCUCCAUGAAAGCUCUUGCAGGUCACUUAAGGACUCAUUCAAAGAAAGGGACUGAAAAAAAUCAUAUUUGCGCGAAAUGUGGGAAAGGGUUUGCUUCAAUGAGGGCUCUUUUUGGUCACAUGAAAGUUCACUCGAAAAGAUCAAGGGUUGAAUUUGAUCAUCAAGAUUCUGAAUCGAAACAGAGCUUAUCGGAUUUCGAUACCGUUAUUUGCCCUAUUCGGAAGAAGAGAUCAAAGAUAAAAUACAAUGCAAACCCUUCUUUUUCUGGUUUGAAUGAAUCUUCUUCUGCAAUUAGUGAAGUUGAUGAAAUGCUAGAAGCUGCUAAGUGUUUGAUGAUGUUGGCAUCCGGUGUUAGGGACUGGGAUGAAUACAUUUCGAUUUCGGAGAAUACUAAAAGUGAAAAUGUCAUUCUUGAUAGUGAAACAUUUCACUGUGCUAAUGGAAUUUUUGAUGGUUAUGAAAAGACUUAUGAAAUUGAUGAAUUUUCAGACAGGUUGAUGUUGAUCAACGCUGAGAUCACAAAGGUCUGCUACUCUACUGAAGUGCAAUUUGAGAAUGAUCCAAGUACAUCAGUUGUGAUGGGGGAUUUUUCUUUUCUGAAUUCUUGUUCACUUAAGAAUGCAGGGGUUGAUUUUCAUCCAGAGACAAAUCUUUUAGUAUCUGAUAUGGUUAGUUCCCAGCUUGAAAGCAUUGAUGACAGUUCAGUUGAAUUGGGAACAAUUGGAAUAAUCAGGAAAAGUUCUGAGCCUAUCAAAAGUUCGAAGGAUCACAAAUGCCCAAUAUGCUUCAAGGUUUUUCCAUCAGGCCAAUCUUUGGGAGGGCACAAGAGGGCUCAUUACACUGGAUUCACUGAGAGCAGAACUAAAGAGACUAUGGUGAAAAAAUUGGAGGACCUUGCUGAUAAUCAUAAAUCUUUUGAUCUGAAUAAGCUUGUAAAUGAUGUGGUGGAUGGAGGGGAAAAAGAUGUUGAGCUCAAGCUUUGGUGGGUUGGAAGCGACGAUGCGCUGAUGAGAUAAAAUUGAGAUAAUUCAUGAUUCAUUCUUAGUUUCUGCUUAAGAGGUUUUAAAACUAGACAAUUCAUGAUUCUUUUUUUGUGUUUGAAUUUCAUCAUUGUAAAGAUAGUUUCUGAGUCUUGGAAUAGUUCAACAGUUCUGUAAUAACACAGGAAUGAUUUGAGUUUCCAGUUUGCUGCCUAAACCAUAAUGUGAAUGUGGCAUACAAAUUACAACGUUGCUGUUUACUUUCUGUUCAUGGCAUUCUUGCAUUGUACAUUUUCUCCCAGGUCACUUUACAUUCUGUGGCUACUGUGCUGUCUAGAGUUGGAUUUA